CUUUCUCUUGUCCCCUGGGCGCGUUCCGAGUGUCUCCAGCAUGCCUGAACCAGCCAAGUCGGCGCCGGCCCCGAAGAAGGGCUCCAAGAAGGCGGUGACCAAGGCGCAGAAGAAGGACGGCAAGAAGCGCAAGCGCAGCCGCAAGGAGAGCUACUCGGUGUACGUGUACAAGGUGCUGAAGCAGGUGCACCCCGACACCGGCAUCUCGUCCAAGGCCAUGGGCAUCAUGAACUCGUUCGUCAACGACAUCUUCGAGCGCAUCGCGGGCGAGGCGUCCCGCCUGGCGCACUACAACAAGCGCUCGACCAUCACGUCCAGGGAGAUCCAGACGGCCGUGCGCCUGCUGCUGCCCGGGGAGCUGGCCAAGCACGCCGUGUCCGAGGGCACCAAGGCCGUCACCAAGUACACCAGCUCCAAGUAAACUUGACAAGUUAAGAGUCCUGUCCUCCAACCCAAAGGCUCUUCUCAGAGCCACUUAA
Mustela lutreola (European mink) is the source of this 479-nucleotide messenger RNA. RefSeq names its product histone H2B type 1-C/E/F/G/I. Gene Ontology annotation, molecular function: structural constituent of chromatin; protein heterodimerization activity; DNA binding. The transcript has a single exon. Gene Ontology annotation, cellular component: nucleosome. NCBI's taxonomy places the organism in Eukaryota, Metazoa, Chordata, Mammalia, Carnivora, Mustelidae. Bases 41 to 421 code for a protein of 126 amino acids. The record is from RefSeq and is a predicted model, not a curated record.